CGGGAAGGGGGUCGUGGUCUCUCGCCGCCCCGUCCCGGCCGCAGGGAGCGCUCCGCCCCUCGCCGGAUGGGGGUCCCCGCUGCUCCGCCCGCAGCGUCCCUGGCACGUCGCGGCAAUGGCCUGCCUCGCCCCGGCCUCACCGGGGCUCUGCGCUCCUGGUGGGCCCACGUGGAGAUGGGCCCCCCCGACCCUAUUCUGGGGGUGACGGAGGCCUUCAAGAGGGACACCAGCCCCAAGAAGAUGAACCUGGGAGUCGGGGCUUACCGGGAUGACAACGGGAAGCCCUUCGUGCUCGGCUGUGUGCGCAAAGCAGAAGCCCAGAUAGCUGCUAAGAAGAUGGACAAGGAAUAUUUGCCCAUAUCUGGGUUUGCAGACUUCAACAAGGCAUCAGCUGAACUGGCUUUGGGAGAAACAAAUGAGGUUAUACAAAGUGGCCGGUAUGUCACCGUGCAGACAAUUUCUGGAACCGGGUCUUUAAGGGUUGGAGCCAACUUCUUGCAACGAUUCUUCAACUCCAGCCGUGACGUGUUCCUCCCCAAGCCUUCCUGGGGGAAUCACACCCCCAUUUUCAGAGAUGCCGGAAUGCAACUACAAAGCUAUCGAUAUUAUGACCCCAAAACAUGCGGCUUUGACUUCACUGGAGCUUUGGAGGACAUUUCUAAAAUUCCAGAAAAGAGCAUUAUUCUCUUCCAUGCCUGCGCUCACAACCCCACUGGAGUGGACCCUCGUCCGGAGCAAUGGAAGGAGCUGGCGGCAGCGGUGAAGAAAAGGAAUCUCUUCACCUUCUUUGACAUGGCCUAUCAAGGUUUUGCCAGUGGGGAUAUAAACCGAGAUGCAGGGGCCGUCCGUCACUUCAUUGAGCAAGGCAUUAACAUUGUGGUCUCCCAGUCGUACGCCAAGAACAUGGGCCUCUACGGGGAGCGUGUGGGCGCCUUCACUGUCAUUUGCAAGGACUUGGAUGAAGCCAAGAGAGUGGAGUCCCAGAUCAAGAUCCUGAUCCGCCCCAUGUAUUCCAACCCCCCCCUCAAUGGGGCUCGGAUAGCUUCCACUAUCCUAAACAGCCCUGAUCUGCGAAAGGAAUGGCUAGCAGAGGUGAAGGGAAUGGCUGACCGCAUUAUCGGCAUGCGCACCCAACUCGUGGCCAAUCUCAAGAAGGAAGGUUCUUCUCAUGACUGGCAGCACAUCACUGAUCAGAUUGGCAUGUUCUGCUUUACGGGACUUAAGCCAGAACAGGUGGAGCGAUUAACCAAAGAAUUCUCCAUCUACAUGACCAAGGAUGGCCGCAUCUCCGUUGCAGGCGUCACCUCGGGCAACGUGGCUUAUCUAGCUCACGCCAUCCACCAGGUGUCCAAGUGAACAGGGAGGAUUGUGUGGAUGGCUUCGUACUCUGGCUAGGCCGGGCGGAGAAUAAGGAACAGCAGCAAGUAGCACAAGCAUUUCCCUCAUUUUUCACCAUCCGUCACUUAGCUGUGUGGUGUGGCCUCCCCCCCUUCAUCAUUUGAGAUGUCUUCUGGUCCUGUGUGCAAAUGCUUCGGCAUCCUCAGAGCUGGGCUGGGAGACUCUCAGACUCUUUGUGAGUGUAGCCAUCCCCAGGGCUACAGCUCCCAUAAAUAGCCAGCCUAAUUUCAAAUGCACCCUUUUCGGUCUGCCUGCUUGGAGUGGACAUCCCUCUUCCAAGCUCUGUGCCCAGGGAUUCAAAGCAAGCUAAUAAAGUGGCUUUUUUUUUUUCUUGCUAGAAAAAGUUCCCCUUGUUCCUAUGAAAGGAAUAUGAGGCUUUUUUUUUUCAUUGCCCAAUAGAAAGGAGUUAGCUUUACUCACUGACACUUUUAAUUCUUAAUAAUCAAUAACACCUUAAAUUGCCUUUCCUUUCCUUUGGAAUUUUUGGGAAACCCCCUAUUUAAAAAUUAUGUUUAGUGCGAAUAUUCGCACCGCAACCCCUCUACAUUAUGAACACUUAUAUGAUGGAGCCCUGAAUUUUGUCAUGUGUAUCUUAAGAACUUCUAAAUGUUCCCCCCCCCCAUCUGAAAGCAGAGGGCAGGAGAAAGCGGCCAUCAACUUAUCAGCCAACAAGCUUUACUAGUUAUGUACCUGUCCUGUGCCUGGUUCAUGCCAACCCUAGCAUCCGCCCACCUGCACUGUGUGAUUGUCCUUCAGAAUCCCAAGUGGGGAGAGGCAUUCUGGGAAACGGAGUGACCUGCACAGCUACAGAUAUCAAACGCCUCCCGUGGCCCAUCCACCGUGACGCCUCUUCUUACAUGAAUCAGUGGAACAGUUAACGCCUCCAUAUUGAAAGCCAAGCUGCAGAAAGAGACACGUGGUAGUUAUGCGGCUGCUGAAAAAACUGCCUCUGGAAGAUACGCACAGCUGCCUCUUCCAGCCUGGCAAACAGGCAGGGUCCACCCCCCACCCUGGACCUGAGAGGUGGGCAAUCUGCCUCUUGUGGACCUGCUGGGCUUCAGCCAGCCCUCUGCCUUCCCUCCCUCUCUAAUAAAGCUGCUAUACAUCUGGA
Crotalus tigris (Tiger rattlesnake) is the source of this 2509-nucleotide messenger RNA. It is a transcript of the gene GOT2, whose product is annotated as glutamic-oxaloacetic transaminase 2. The record is from RefSeq and is a predicted model, not a curated record. The transcript has 10 exons. NCBI's taxonomy places the organism in Eukaryota, Metazoa, Chordata, Lepidosauria, Squamata, Viperidae. Gene Ontology annotation, molecular function: L-aspartate:2-oxoglutarate transaminase activity; pyridoxal phosphate binding. Gene Ontology annotation, cellular component: mitochondrion. Gene Ontology annotation, biological process: biosynthetic process; L-aspartate catabolic process. Bases 67 to 1356 code for a protein of 429 amino acids.